This is a messenger RNA of Silurus meridionalis, 2999 nucleotides long. It is a transcript of the gene ccdc181, whose product is annotated as coiled-coil domain containing 181. The transcript is spliced from 7 exons. The record is from RefSeq and is a predicted model, not a curated record. Lineage: Eukaryota; Metazoa; Chordata; Actinopteri; Siluriformes; Siluridae. Gene Ontology annotation, molecular function: microtubule binding. Bases 334 to 1695 code for a protein of 453 amino acids.
GAGUUCACCGGGCACUGUUGUUCGUAUCUAUGGCGAUAGGCAGCUUGGAGAGGAUUAAACUCCUUCUGUGCACACACACACACACACACACACACACACAGUAAGCUGACUGAUAAAUAGUCUGUCAUUUUUGUAAAACAGAGGCGCUUCUUCAUAACGCAAAAGAAAACAGAGCAGUGUGUCUUACAGGUAUUGUUAGCCAUCAGGGUUCCGGUGGAAACUGGGCUACUAUUGGAGAAGGAGAAGAAGGAGAGGAGGAAGACAUCUACAGAGACAGCAGGGAAUGGAGAAGUGUAGGAGAGUGGAGGUUUUGAGAUAGAGAGAGGGCGAGAGAUGAGCGUGGCUGUGAGUAGUAACACUCAGGAGGAAUAUGAUGACGACUUUGAGAAAGAUCUGGACUGGUUGAUAAGUGAGGAAAGCAAAAACGAAGAGCAGGAUGAAGAUGAGAUCGAGGCCCAGAUAGACCGUGAGCUGGAAGAUGAGGAACAAAGUAAGGAAUGUGACAAAGACCGGAGUAAAAGUAUCCAGGAUGACAAAGAAGAUAAUGAAAGAUGGCCAGAGCCUAUGGACCCUUUGGAGGACACGUCUGAUGGCGUCGAAGAGUUUGAUGAAGAGAAGAAAUCUAUCCAGCUAAAGAUUGAACAGGCGAACAGGCAGCUGCAGGACCAGGAGGCGCCGGACGAGACGCGUCACCGUCGUUUGCACUUUAAAGACACGCUUGUGGACCUAGUGGUUCCUGCUAGUGACCUAGAGGACAGUCCAGCGGACGUCUCGGGUCACAUGCAGAAGCUGACAAUCUGCUCUCAGGAGAAAAGUGAUGAAGGAGAUGGUCGUAGAGACGAGGUGAAAGAAGGACGAGUGCUGGUGGAGAAGGACGGAAAGUUUGAUCUUGUGAGUCUGAAAGAGGUGGAGAGUCUUGGACUGCUCCCCCCUCUCGCUGAGACUCAACGAGAACCCAGCAAGAGCCCAUCGUCCUCCCCGAAACUGUUCCCCAGCUCAGGUUCUGUAGCCUCUGAGCUUCGCUACAUUCCCAGGCCUCCAGCACGACCCCGGGUACGUCCCAAUUCAGCGAGCAACACGCAAAGAGUGGUUUUUAGACACGACAGCAAGCGAAGGGUUCAGUCGGCCAACGGGGUUCCAGCUCACGCCACCUUUUCACUCUCGCCGCAACAGAAAGAGAGGCUGAACAAACAACAGCAGAGAAGAGAGAAACUCGUCAGAGAGGAGGAAGAGAGGAAACGCAAGGAGGAGGAGCAGAAGCGUCAGGAGAAUGAGUUGGCAUUCAGGUCAUGGCUGGGGAAGAAGAGGCAGCAGCUGCAGGAGGAGAGAAGAGUGCAGAGAGCACAGGACAUGGAGAAGAUGUGCGGAAAGAGGGAGUGCUGUGAUGCCGAGGUGGCAUUUAAACUCUGGCUGCAGAAGAAGCAGCAGCAACAGCUGAACGAGCGACAGCUAGAGGAGAUGAGGAGACUUGAGAUAGAGAGUGGCAACUACCUGCACCCACCUGAGGAGUGUGAGAAAGCCUUUAGACUGUGGUUGAGAAGAAAGCGGCUGGAGAAGCGGUUAGAGCAACAGGCUGCUCGAGAGCGUUCCCGCAGGCUGCUGAUGGAAGAACGACGAGCCAGACGAAUGAAUGACCUCUACUACCCUGUCAACGAGAUCCAGUCUCUUCGCUUUAAUCAGCCCUACAGCUUUUAAACUCCUCCCAAAUCCAUAAUCAUUACCUUUAUCAUUUCUAAACUCCUUCCAACUCCUUAUAAUUACUAUGGAUAUCACACUACCAACUCCUCCUAAUCACCACAGCUUCUACUUCUAAACUACUCCCAAUCAGAGAAUCACCAGAACUCAUUUCCCUUCCAUUAUCACCAUAGAUAUUGUUUCUAAAUUCCAGUUUUAUAAUCACGCCUUCCAACUCCAUAAUCACCACAGCUACUACUCCUAAACUCCUUCCAACUCCAUAAUCACCACAGCUACCGCUCUAAACUCCUUCCAACUCCAUUAUCACCACGGCUACCACUCCUAAACUCCUUCCAACUCCAUUAUCACCACAGCUACCGCUCCUAAACUCCUUCCAACUCCAUUAUCACCACGGCUACCACUCCUAAACUCCUUCCAACUCCACAAUCACCACAGCUACCACUCUUAAACUUCUCCCAACUCCAAAAUCACCACAGCUACCACUCCUAAACUCCUUCCAACUCCACAAUCACCACAGCUACCACUCUUAAACUUCUCCCAACUCCAAAAUCACCACAGCUACCACUCUUAAACUUCUCCCAACUCCAUAAUCACCAUAGCUACGACUCCGAAACUCCUUCCAACUCCAUAAUCACCACAGCUACCACUCCUGAACUCCUUCCAACUCCAUAAUCACCACAGCAAUCACUCCUAAACUCCUCUCAACUUAUAUAUAAUAAAAAUAACUUAUAAUAAUCACUAUGGAUACCAUUACAGACUCCUCUCAAGUCUAUAAUCACCACGACUACUGCUUAUAAACACCUCUUAAUACCAUCCUAUUUUUUUUUUUACCAUUUCUAAACCCUUCCAACUGCAUAAUCAAAACAUCUAACACUUCUCACAAUUAUGUAAACACCAUGGCUACCCCUUUGCAGUACACUAUGGUCUAUAAUCACCAUGGCUACCCCUUGCUGUACACUCUGGUCUACAAUUAUCACGGCUACAGUUGUAACUAAGCUUCUCCCAGUCCAUGCUCCAUUUUGCAGUGGAUCAAUAAAAUCUAAUUCCAAUUCCCCAUGCUCACUGCUUUUAGGCUUCUCCCAACUCACUAUUCACCAGGGAUAACCCUAAGUUCCUUUCAAUUACUUGAUCACCAUGGCAACUGUUUCCAAGCUUCGCCCAAUCAUCAUCCUUGUGCUGUAACAGUAUAUUUACUUAUAAUUUAGCCAGAAUAUUAUUAUUUUUUAGAAUUGUAUUACACAUUACACUGUAAACUAUUAAUUUUUUAUGUUUAACAAAUAAUGAAGUUUUAAAUUAUACUUUUA